This is a messenger RNA of Perca flavescens (yellow perch), 1070 nucleotides long. Its product is annotated as sialoadhesin. Lineage: Eukaryota; Metazoa; Chordata; Actinopteri; Perciformes; Percidae. The coding region runs from base 201 to 1064 and encodes 287 amino acids. The transcript has 7 exons. The record is from RefSeq and is a predicted model, not a curated record.
GACAGACAGACAGACAGACAGGAGUGUGACCUCUGGUGGUCUCUCUGCAGACUGCAGUCCUCUACCGUGUCUCAGCUGUUUGAGUGGGUGAAAGCUGCUCGUUCCUUCCAGCUUGUGACCUUUGACCUCUGAAAACAUCUGCUGGAAACCUGAACACAAAGAGCAGCUCUGAGUCCCAGCCUGAAGAGACCGAAGUAAGGAUGGCAGUUUGGGACAAAAAGAUUCUCUGGGCCGUCAUGUUGGUCCUGACAGAUGCUCUGGGCCAAAGAGUGAACUAUCCAGAUCCUGUUUGUGGUGUGAAAGGGUCGACCGUCACCCUCCCCUGCUCCUUCACACCACUGAAGUCUGUCGUUGUCAAUGGAAGAGAAGUUUUGAUCGAGAUCAUCAGAGUCGUCUGGUGCAAGAACCACGAACUCUGUGUUUUUACCACUCCGUCUGUGUACGACAGCGAAUCAAACAACAAUGACCCUCGUUACAGAUACCUGGGAGACAAGAAGGGAGACUGCACUUUACAGAUCUCAGAUUUACAGGAGGAAGACAACGCAAAUUUUCGCUUCAGAAUGGAAGCUAAUGAGCCCAGAGCAUCUUUCACUAACCGAUCAGGAGUGAGAGUCACAGUCGUAGACGGUGCUCAGAUGGAGAUAAGAAGCUCCAGACAUGACGGAGAGUUUAAAAGAGGGGAAUCAGUCACACUGAACUGUUCUUCUCCAAUGUGCACUAUCCACCAACUGGAGGUCACCUGGUUCAGAGAUGGCUUCGCCCUCUCAGAGUCUGGCCCCACCGUCCAUCUCAGAUAUCUGACUGCAAAGGAUUCUGGGAACUACAGCUGUGGUUUGAAGAAGAACGAGCGCACCCUCUCGGUGCCGUACAGCCUGCAUGUGGAGGAAGGAGGAGGGGGAAGUCUGCAUCUGAUCGUUCGGCUGAUGGUUGGGGGCUUGCUGGUUCUCUUUGCUGUUAUUGUGGUUGUCUGCGUCAUCAAAAGAACGGCGAAGAAGGUGGAGGACUCAGUCAUCUACAGCUCUGGAGCCAUCUACAGCACAGGCUUAAGACAAACCACACCAUGAUGGCAG